This is a messenger RNA of Chenopodium quinoa (quinoa), 2750 nucleotides long. Its product is annotated as conserved oligomeric Golgi complex subunit 2-like. Gene Ontology annotation, cellular component: COG complex; membrane. Bases 138 to 2432 code for a protein of 764 amino acids. Lineage: Eukaryota; Viridiplantae; Streptophyta; Magnoliopsida; Caryophyllales; Amaranthaceae. The record is from RefSeq and is a predicted model, not a curated record. The transcript has 12 exons. Gene Ontology annotation, biological process: Golgi organization; intra-Golgi vesicle-mediated transport; protein transport.
GUCCCACUCCUCUGUUUUUCUCUACGUUUUUACUAGUAUUUAAUUUGGUGUUUCAAUUGGUAUAUUUGCUGAUAAAUUUGAACUGUUGAUCGACUUUUGCUCAUACUUAACUGCAAAUUUGUAAAACACCAGCAACAAUGGCGUUGGCAGAUCUAGCGUCAGCGCAACCACCGCCAACACCACCACCACGCUCACACGCCGACCUCUUCGGCGACCCAAUCGACGAUUCAAGCCCUCUAUGGUUCAAGAAAGACCUCUUUCUCUCUCCCGAUUUCGACUCCGAAUCCUACAUCUCUGACCUCCGAACCUUCGUACCCUUCGACACUCUUCGAUCUCAGCUUCAUGCUCAUCUUUCUUCGCUCAAGCAUCAGCUUGUUGAUCUUAUCAAUAGGGAUUACAAUGAUUUCGUCAAUCUUAGUACUAAUCUUGUUGAUGUUGAUUCUUCUGUUGCUAGAAUGCGCGCACCAUUGUCUGAUCUUAGGGAGAAGAUUGCUGCGUUUAGGGAUUCUGUUCAAGAUUCUCUUAUCUCGCUUCAGAAUGGGUUGAAUCAGAGAGCUGAGGCUGCUAAUGCUAGGGAAGUUCUGGAAUUGUUGCUUGACACUUUUCAUGUUGUUUCUAAGGUUGAGAAGUUAAUAAAGGAGCUGCCUAGUGUUCCUGCUGAUUGGUCAAAUGGUGACAUGAAUGCGUCAGAGAAGAAUCAUCUAAGUAAUGGGAUAUCUUUGCAACAAUCUGAGAAUGAAUCAAAUGUAAGAGAAACUCAGAGCAUGCUUUUGGAGAGAAUUGCUAGUGAAAUGAACAGAUUGAAGUUCUAUAUGGCUCAUGCGAAGGACCUACCUUUUAUCCAGAACGUUGAGAAGAGAUUUCAAAGUGCUAGCCAUUUAUUAGAUGCAAGCUUGGGGCAUUGCUUUUUAGAUGGUCUAGAGCACCGAGAUGAAAAUGCCAUAUACAAUUGUUUACGUGCAUAUGCUGCCAUUGACAGUACUAGCAAUGCCGAAGAGAUUUUCCGCUCAACCAUUGUUGCUCCUCUGAUAGAAAAAAUCAUUCCUCAUGGUUCUUCAGGAUUAAAUGGUGUGGCUUCUGUUGAUGAACUUGAGGCUGAUUUCCGAGAAAUAAAACAGUGUAUUGAGAAAGAUUGUACAUUUUUGCUGAGAAUCUCUUCAAGAGAGGAUUCAGGAUUUCAUGUUUUUAACUUUCUGGCCAAUUCGAUCCUCAGAGAGGUAUAUUCAGCAAUUCAGAAAGGAAAGCCUGGGGCUUUCUCACCUGGAAGGCCUACAGAAUUUUUGAAAAAUUAUAAAUCGAGUUUAGAGUUUUUGUCUCAUUUGGAAGGUUACUGCACAUCCAGAUAUGCCGUUUCUAAAUUUAGAACAGAGCCUGUGUAUGUUGACUUCAUGAAGCAAUGGAAUCUUGGGGUUUACUUCUCGUUGAGGUUUCAAGAAAUAGCCGGGGCUUUAGAUUCUGUACUUGUAACACCGAGCUUGGUAGUGGCACAAGGUUCACGUCAUGAGGUUGAAAAUUUUCCAGCUUUGGUUUUGAAACAAAGUAUAACUCUGUUGGAGAGUUUGAGAUCUUGUUGGGGUGAAGAUGUACUUGUCCUGUCUUGCUCAGACAAGUUUCUUCGUCUGUCAUUACAGCUUCUAUCAAGGUAUUCCAGCUGGUUGUCACACGGACUCAAUGCUCGGCAAAUGGGUCAUGCAAAUGCAAACCCUGGAGCUGAAUGGGCGAUCUCUGCUGGGCCUGAAGAUCUUCUAUAUAUUAUUCAUGAUGUAAAGACCCUUGUGGAUGAGGUUUGUGGCAACUACAUUGGACAUGUUAUGGAGAUUCUUUCUUCGUGUCCUACUGAAGUGAUGGAUACCGUCAAACAGAGCAUAUUGCAAAGUGCAAAGUCUUUGGAGAAUAUGGUCCCUUCAGUGAUAAAAUCCAUAGUAGAUAUGCUGGUUGAGAAGUCUGUUGAGGCCUUGCUUCAGCUAAAGGGAAUUUCCGCAACAUAUAGGCUGACUAACAAACCUCUGCCUAUCCAUCAUUCUCCAUAUGUCUCAGCGAUUCUUCACCCUCUCAAGACUUUCUUGGAUGGAGACAGAGCUGCUACAUUUCUGGAUGAUGCUACAAAACAUGAACUCAUACAAGGUGUUUCGUUAGAGAUCACCAAGAGUUAUAAUGACUUGGUCUCUGAACUAGUUAAUGUGGCACGAAAAACAGAAAGUUCGCUGCAGAGACUACGUCAAGGUGCACAAAGGCGAACUGGAGCAAGCUCGGAUGUGUCAGACCAUAAUGUAUCUAAUACAGAUAAAAUUUGCAUGCAGCUGUUCCUCGAUAUACAGGAAUAUGGGCGUAAUCUGGCUACCAUUGGAGUUGAUGCAGCGAAGAUCAAAGAUUACCAGGCAUUGUGGCAGUGUGUGGCACCUGUAGAAAAGCAAAGCACGAUAGUCUUUUAGCCUCAUGUUUAGUUUGUGAUUGUAGCAAUCUUCUAUAGUUCAUACUUUCCUUCUAAUUUUUGUUUAUAUUUUUUUAUUUUUUUUAAGAGGUGAUUUACCAUGUAAGUUCACACCGUGUUUAUAUAAUAUAAUAGCAGCAGGCUCUGAAUUUUUUUCUGUGAAGACGUAGUCGCUCAAGAUUUUGCUUCAUCUGGAAGAGAAGCACCUCAUGACGAAAUUUGUAGAUAUGAUCUAAUAUCAAUCACGGCCAUGUAAGAACUCACCAGCAUAUUUAAACUAUAGAUAAAAUUUCCGUACAAAGUAGUAUAUUAAUAAGAA